Messenger RNA from Parasteatoda tepidariorum (common house spider), 954 nucleotides. RefSeq lists its product as uncharacterized. Lineage: Eukaryota; Metazoa; Arthropoda; Arachnida; Araneae; Theridiidae. The record is from RefSeq and is a predicted model, not a curated record.
GAUCCUUUAUCGUAAUCUAUGUUAUCUUCAACUAACUGAUUCAUACACCAAGAACUGGUUGUGGUCAUUUUAUAGUUAAGUUUCUUAUCAGCUCCAUGAAUACGAGAAAAUUAUCGCCAACUUCUCACAGAGACUAAACCUUUUUCUCACGUGAACUACUAGAAAUCACACAGAUUUUAUAUUGACUCAACUGAUGUCUCAAUUUGAGCCUAAAAUUUCGUAUUAAAAUCUAUAUUUUUUUAAAUGCAAACAUUGUGAAAAUAUAAAUCCAAAUAUAUAUUCAGCAUAAAAAUUGUUAUGGCUGCUGUUUCAGAGGAUAUAAUACAUUCUCAAUUAAAAGAAAUCUUGUCUUCAACUUACGUAUCUCUAGACUUCGAUCAAGAAACAAGAGAUAUCUUAAGGAGAGAUAUGGAGCAAUGUUGUUGUGCCCACAGGCAUCCGGAUUGUUCAAGAACAAAAUCUGAUUCCAAACCAAAGAACAAAUUGUUAGACUUUUUCAAAUGUAGUGGAACAAAAGAUAAAGACAUGAGUUGCGACGAUAUUUUCUACACUGCAAGCAGUAAAACACCCUUGCGAGCAAUCGGUGUUAAAAUGGCUGUCACUUCCACACAUAAUGACAGGGAUAAGAACAAGUGUUAUCGAAGUAGCAGAUGUUUGUUCGAGCCAAUGAUAAAGUGUCCCCUCAUUAGCUGGUUCAUCUUAGCCUUUGGAACAAUGAUAUACAUACUUGCACGAUGCAUGUAUAACAGAGAUUUCAUAAAAUUUUGGCAAACAAGUGAAGGACAUAUUGUUUUGUCAAUAGAAGUUUUAAUAAUUAUUUUUGGUUUAUACAUGGUUUGGCGUCUCAUUGAUGGUAAGAAACAAAGUUUGCAGCAACAUAAUCAAAGACCUACAGAAUCAAGGGUUUAAGAUGUACCUAAAUAAAUAUUAUGUAAAUAAAUGUCAUAAUUGUAA